Xyrauchen texanus (razorback sucker) is the source of this 2483-nucleotide messenger RNA. RefSeq names its product cilium assembly protein DZIP1L-like. The record is from RefSeq and is a predicted model, not a curated record. The transcript has 16 exons. Bases 175 to 2478 code for a protein of 767 amino acids. Lineage: Eukaryota; Metazoa; Chordata; Actinopteri; Cypriniformes; Catostomidae. Gene Ontology annotation, biological process: cilium assembly. Gene Ontology annotation, cellular component: cytoplasm; ciliary basal body.
CCGCCCGUCAGCAAUAGUCACCAGCUGUUAAUCUCUCACUUCAAUAUUUUAUAUCAAACUAUCAUCAUGCAUUGUUCCAGGCUACUUACUUUUAAUUAAUAAUCUUUUGAUCUGUUUGGAUUGAAACUGAGGAAUCAGCACAUUAAUUCACUUGUCUAUCCCAAACCUUUCACCAUGCUUGGUCAGUUCCCUCCUGGUGAGCCCUAUAAAGCCCAGUCCAACACACCAUCCUGGAGCCUAGCACCCCACCCUCAGCCCUUCCACUUUCGCUCACGCACUGAACCCGUAGACUGGAGGUGUCUCGCUGCCCUUGAUGUGGACCGGGUAGCGCAGGAAAUGAAUGUCCGUGUGCUGCAGGAUUUCAUUACGACUGUAACUUUCUGUGACGUGGUGGGUGAGCGUUGUCCGAACUGCCGUGGGCCUGCUGAUCCUUCUUUGAUCAAACUUCUCCGUAUGUCUCAGCUGAGCACUGAGUACCUGCUCCACUGUCAGGACUAUCUGAGUGCUCGGCUGUCAGAAUUGGAGGAGCGUCUGCAGGGGGAGCUCUCUCAGGCCCAGCUAGAGGGAGAACAACGAGUAGAGCUAGAGAAAAAACUGCAGGAAACCAAGGUGGAGAUGCGACAAAAAAAGAAGUUGAUCGCCACUCAACAGCUCCUCCUACAGGCCAGCACUAAUAAUUAUAACAAGUGCCAGUUCUGUGAAAAAUCAUUUGUUAAUUACUCCUACUUGCAAGCACAUGUUCAGCGACGACAUCCUGAGGUCACAGAUGCAGAGAGGCAGAAGAAGAAGCAGGUCAAACAGAUGGAGGAUGGAAUAGAAGAGUUGAAGGAGAGACUGAGAGUGACACACAUGCAGCUACAGGCAGAGAGAGAAACUGACAGUUUUAGGCGACAGCAGGAGCAAGAGGAGCAGCGAAGAAGAGAACAGUCGGAUAAUAAAGCACUGGACAAAUGGAAAGAGGAGGAAAGGAGAACAUUUCAGCAGGAAAUUGGGGAGCUGAGACGUCUCUUUCUCCAGGAGUCUAAAGAUAUGGCAAGCAAGAGCUCAUCCAUAGAGGCUAAAAUGCUGGAGUUGCAAAAAAGAGAGGUAGAUGUAUUUAACAAUGUUUACAAGAACAGAAGUUUUCAAGAAGAGAGUGACCAUGAGAAAGAAAGAAGAGAAAACCGAGAGAGAGAGCUGAAAGAGAGAAUGGUCCAGAAGAAAAAUGAAUGGAGGAAUACGUUUCUGGAAGCACAGAACAGGCACCAGCAGGAGAAAGAGGAGCUGCAGAGUGAGAAUGCCAGGCUUCUGACGGCCUUGUCUGUGGAGCAAAACUCUGGCUCCAGUCUACAGAGACUCCAACAACAGGUUGUUUCUCUCUCCUCUCAGAUGAGACAGAAGGACAGACUCAUCAAAUCUCAGGAGUCGAAGAUAAAAAAAUUGUCAAUCAUGCCAGUCACAGUUCCAGUGGUUUCUCAAAAUGCCCAAGAUUCUCCUGAGGAAAAAGAGGAAGAAGAUGGAGAGAGCCUGGAGGACUCAGCCCAGGGGAAAAUUCUAGAGUCAUUUACUGGAAUCCCAGAGCUGAUGAGAGAGUUUAGAACCAUCGUAGAAGAACUGCUGGAUAAAAAACUGGAGAAUAUGGGACUGCGUAAGGGUACCAAAGGCAUCUCGAAGCAAACCUUUAAGAGUUUGAGUGCUUUGUUGAAUGGUCAGCGGUUGCAGAGGUCCAGACAGCACCAAGACCUUAAGAACCUUAGGGACAACCUGGCACAUGAGGCCACCAAGCGAGUGAAAGGCCUACAGAAGAGCCCGGGGAAAUCGCCCAGCUCUUUGAAUCAGAGAGGCAAGAAUAAUUCAACCCCAGUGAAGGACAAAAGGCUCAGAUCCAGCUCAAAGCCAUCCACUGAGAGAGCCAAUACCCAGCAGUCACAAGCACUUACUCCAACACCCACACCACGCUCCAGAGCACCUCCUCAGGUUCAGACUCCUGCAACAUGGCCAAAAAAGAAUAGCACACCUCCUUUCAGUUCAGAGGAGGAAGAGUCAGUUGAGGACAGUGCCUAUAUCACCAGCUCUCGGGGCAAACCCUCCCCUUCAGUGCGACUUGACCAGUCAAGAUCACUGCUGAACCCAAUUGCUGAGCUUGACUGGUCAGAAAGUGAGCUUUCAGAGGCAUCAGGCUCCCCCAAACAACACAAAGCUCCUAGUCCACAUGGUUCUGUUGUCCAAAUACUGACAAGAAGCUUGGAAAGACAGAUAAGCACACCAGUCAAUAAGCCUGUGGGUGGAACUAGAGUUUUUCCACCACCUUUCAAUCCCUCCCAUUGCCCCACCAUUGUAAAGCAGCGAGCGCUAUCUGAUGAGGACAGUGAUUUGGAGCUGUCCUCCAUAGAGGAGCUCACAUCCCCCCCAGCAGGUGUGCAGAGGAGCUCAGAGGUGGGCAGGACCUCGGGGACUAGCGUGUGGAGCUCUGCAGCCAGAAAAGCAGGAGCAUGGUGAAGUGU